Molecule: messenger RNA, 544 nt
Organism: Prorocentrum cordatum
Lineage: Eukaryota; Dinophyceae; Prorocentrales; Prorocentraceae
Source: the annotation of a GenBank genome assembly
GGAGGAUGAGGAGGAGGAGGAUGCAGGAGGAGGAGGCCCCUCAGUCCGCCGCCGCCGCCGCGGGGUCCCAUCCCCACCCCCGUGCCGUCCUCCCCCCGGUGUCGGUGCCGAGGCGGCGAACGGCAUCGCCGACCUCGGAGGCGCCGCGCUGGACUUGGCCGGGGGCGCGUACCUCAUCUCCGCGCCCCUAGUCGUGCCAGGGCACGUGGGCAACCUGCACCUGCGCCAGGGCACGCUGCGGGCGUCUCCCAGGUUCCCCAGCGACCGCUGGCUGCUGACCAUAGGCGACCCGGGCUGCGUGAGCGCCGCGCGGGGAAGCGACGAGAGCUCCGAGGCCGCGUACUGCAACCAAUUCGUGAGCGUCGUGGACAUGCUCUUCGACGCGGCCCACGUGGCCGCGGGCGGGGUGCACGUCGCCAACACCAUGGGCAGGUCGGGCAUGCUGGAUGCUCCAACCAUCCAGACGUUCCUGCUCGUAGGACGCGUCAGAGAGCCAGUGCCCGAGAGCGCACUUGGCAGAGUCGAAAGCCAGAUGCGCCGUUAA